This is a messenger RNA of Anas platyrhynchos (mallard), 5102 nucleotides long. RefSeq names its product cysteine and histidine rich domain containing 1 (gene CHORDC1). The record is from RefSeq and is a predicted model, not a curated record. Lineage: Eukaryota; Metazoa; Chordata; Aves; Anseriformes; Anatidae.
CAACCCCGCGGCGCGUAGCCGGCGCCGCCAUUUUCUCCCUCCCCCUCAGCUUCUUCUUCCUCCUCCUCCUCUUCCCCCUCCUCUAGCGCCUGCGUAUUCGCUGCCGCCCUCUUCCCCUCUCUCCCCGCUUCCUUCCUUCCCCCGACGAAGCUUCGUGAAGAUUCCGGAAGGCUCCGGCCGGUUCUUUUCUCUGAGGCACCCGAGCCGCCACCGCUCCGCCAGGCUCCCGCUCUUCUCCCCUGCUACCCAGCGCCGCCGCCGCCAUGUCCUUGCUGUGCUACAACCGGGGCUGCGGCCAGCGUUUCGACCCCGAGACCAACACGGAGGAUUCAUGCACAUAUCAUCCAGGUGUACCAGUCUUUCAUGAUGCUCUCAAAGGUUGGUCGUGUUGUAAGAGAAGAACAACAGACUUUUCUGACUUCUUAAGCAUUGUGGGCUGUACAAAGGGUCACCAUAAUAGUGAGAAACCUCCUGAGCCUGUUAAACCAGAAGUCAAAACUACCUCUGAGCGAAAGGAACUAGCUGAACUGAAACCCAAAUUUCAAGAACACAUAAUUAAAGCACCAAAACCACUGGAAACAAUUAAAAGACCGAGCCCAGAUGAGCCAAUGACAAAUUUGCAGCUGAAAGUAUCAGCUUCCUUGAAGCAAGCACUAGAUAAGCUGAAACUGUCAUCAGAAAACGAAGAGAAAAAAGAGGAGGAGAGUGAUGAAAUCAAGAUUGGGACAGCAUGUAAAAAUGCAGGCUGUUCAAAAACAUACCAAGGACUGCACAGCACUGAAGAUGUGUGUAUAUACCAUUCUGGUGUACCUAUAUUCCACGAAGGGAUGAAGUAUUGGAGCUGCUGUAAAAGGAAAACGUCUGACUUCAAUACAUUUUUAGCUCAAGAAGGCUGCACAACAGGAACACACGUAUGGACUAAAAAGGAUGCAGGAAAGAAGGUAGUUCCGUGCAGGCAUGAUUGGCACCAGACUGGAGGAGAAGUUACUAUUUCAAUAUAUGCUAAAAAUUCUGUUCCUGAUCUGAGCUAUGUAGAAGCAAAUAGUACAAUGUUAAAUAUUCAUAUUGUAUUUGAAGGAGAAAAGGAAUUUCAUCGCAAUGUGAAAUUAUGGGGAGUAAUUGAUGUAAAGAGGAGUUAUGUGAACAUGACAGCUACAAAGAUUGAAGUUACUAUGAGAAAAGCAGAGCCUUUAUUAUGGGCAAGUCUUGAAUUACCAGUAUCCAACACAGAACAAAAGAAAGAGAAUUCAGAUCAAUAAUAAUUCCAAGAGACACGAUAUAUCCCAUCCUGAAGUGGUGACUUGCUACUGUAAUCAAGUAUUUAACUUUUAUAUAGAUAACUUUUUUUUUUUUUAAUGCUAGACCUUAUGUUCCACUCUACAAAAAAAAAAAAUGCACAGUAAAUGAGGGUGUCAACUUGAAGAGUAAUAGCUGGUUCUUCUGCUCUUGCUUCCGUGAGUGUAUUUAUUCUAGCUGGAGCGUCUCAAUGGGAAUUUAAAAUAAGAGCUAUUGCCCUGUGUUUACAACCUUACUUACUAUGCACUGACUACCCAAACAGAUAAGCUUUCAGUACACAGUGUGUGUUAAUUUUUCAAGUCUUCUGUUUAGACUGGAUCUGCUUGGUAGUAUGUUCAAUUCAGCACUCUUCAUUAUAAAGCAUACAGUAUUACAGAUCUGAGUUUUUGAAGUGAUAAACAUGCAAUUCCACAUCUAAAAUAAAAAGGCACAUGAAAACAAAUGUGAAAGAACACUUGUAGACUUCCAUUUUUGUCUGCUAAAACUAAUGUUUGUUUCGAUAUCUGCUGGCUGUAGAGGUAUAAAAUAAAAGGUAUUUUAGUAAGUGUUUCAGUAUUUCCCGAUACUUGCUGUCUUUCAGGUAUAAAAGCAGAUCAGAUUAAAAUAAGAACAAAGAUGGCAAGAGGGGAUUUUUCCUAUUCUCCUAACUUUGAUACUUGAAUUUUUAAAUGUAAACAUGAGCGGACAGUGAAUAUGGCUCAAUAACAGCAUCUCAGCUGUAGAAAAUACACAAACUGCAGAAUACUGUAAAGUUACCCAGCUACUGUAUAUAUUUGACAGUCUUUACAAUAUGUAUUCGGUCCUAUUCUGCAACAUUCAAAACUAUGAAUUUUCUCAGAGUGGAUAUUUUUAGGAGGAGAAGACAAUAUGCACUGUAGGUAUCUUGGGAAAAUCCUUUCUAUGUAGAUAUGCAGAGCUCUUUUUCCCAAGGAUGGUAAUCUAGGAACUAAAUUUACAGAAUAACUGAAAUCUUAGGGGAAACAAACAACAAGCUUUAAAAUGCCCAUCUCAAAUCAUAAUCGUACUGUUAAGCUAAAAUAUUUUUAAAAUACCUUUUUGAAGAGCAUAAGCAAAAUUGUAAUUUGAAAUCAGGACCUUAAAUUUGUUUCCAGUUCUGCAGCAAUAAUGAUUUGUAGCUGAAAACAGGAUAGUUUUAAAGACUUCUGUCUUAGACUUCUGUCUAAGGAAUAAUUCAUGCAGUGAUAUUGCUUUCUAUUUCUGCUUGAAAUCGUUCCUUAAUUUUAGAUUGUAGCUGAAAUAAAAAUGCUUUAAUGUGUAAGUCAACCAAAAUAUAUAUUAUUAUUUAUUGUGCCAAAAUGUAAAUAUACAAACAAAAAGCCUUGUGGGCUGUGGAAUGUGGUGAUGCUCAUCUGUCUACCUUGGCAGACCUGAAAUGAGUCCAAGAGAAACAGUGAAAGUAGUGAAGGCAUUCUGAAGUCAAUAUGGAUUUCUCAGAAUCUUAGUGUUUCCAACAGGUAUAAUUUGUGUUGAGUUCAGAGUUCUGUCUUCGGCAGUACUUGAAAUUCUUGAAGUAGUAACAUACGCAUUACUGAAGAAACCAGCCCCAAACACCAAAAAAGUAACACUGGUGUUGAAAUCUGUUUUAGAGCUUCUUUACCUUUUUCCUUAUUGAUUUGGAGGAAGUGUGGUUGCUUACUCCUUUGGGCCCCUAUUAAAAAUUCAAGUGCCAAGUUCUGCUUGAAAAAUUCCAUCAAAUUCUAAUAAUUCCUUUUAAACAAAAAUAAAUACAUUUGAAAACACCACGUGCAGUGAAGUACAAGCUUACAAAAAUGUACGCCUGCAGUUGCUCCUGUAAAAAUUGUUCAGGUGUUCCCCACUGAGUUCUGAGCCAACAACGGGAGCUUAUAUUAGUGUAAUAUUAAGAACAAUUACUUCAGCGGAUGAAAAAUUCUAGAUACCUGUAACUAUCAGCAUGUCAUCUGUUUUUUUUUCUGUUUUGUUUUGUUUUGUUUUUAGCGUUUAAGUAACUGCAAGGGAAACAGAAUUUCUUCAAAAACGAAAUUUAAUUUUAAAGCAAUCCUUGUGACCCUUGAGUAUGCUAAGCACUUAUUUGAGCAAAAUCUGGAUGAAUGGACUUUUGCUUUAACAUUGUAGACUUUGGGACCCUGUAACUGUUUUUAUACUCCUUGAAACUAGAUUCUGCUAGAAGCAGGAUCAACAUUGUAGUAGUGAGUGGAAGAAAGCUCCUGCAGACAAUGUCCUCAGUUUUGCUUUUUUUUUUUUUUUUGUGGUCGUUAUUAUUCAUUCCUUCUAUUCCUGUUGUUUAUACUCUCAGCAGGGAACAACAGAUGCCUCAGGAGUUGCAUAAUAACUUUUCCACCUCAAUGACAAUAUAAACACUUUUAAAAUGCACCUAUUUAAUAUAUUUAAGAACAUGAGCGAACAAAACCCCAGUUUAUAUCAGACAAAAAUGCGUAGAUUUUACAAAUAGCAGCCUGCUUCUCUAUGUCUUAUGAUGAUUUUCAAAAAGUUAAGCUUUCAGAUGGCUUAUGUCAUGAGUCUUGUUUAACUGCAUUCUUAGCAGCUUUUUAUAACUAUUUGUGUGCAUCCAUCAUCAAGCUGCAAAAGCUGUAUUGCUGAAUUUGAGUACUUUGAGCAGAUCAUAGUGGUUGCUCAGAACAGUCUUAAUCAAAACAUGCCGGUGUUUUACAAAAUGACAUCUUGAUAUGGCUAGUGGUAUCUAUUUCCAAUAGAAUUGGGUUUGACUUUGGCUUUUAUUAGUAAAUGCAGGGGGAAAAAAUAUAACUAUGGUAUAUGAAAAUAAUCAUAAUGCUUCUCAAAAGCAAAUUUUGAGAACUAAGCUAAACAGUCUUGCUCAUGUAGGCUGUCAUCUAUUUAAUAAUAGUGAAAUUAAAUUGGGAAGUGCAAAAGGUUAUGUACUGGGAUAUGUGCAGUUCAGUUUGCCACUUCAUGGUUUUGAGAGUUGUCCUGUAUUUAACAAGUUGUUUAACUUGUGGUCUAGCUAUAUUUUUAUAAUUAUAAGACUUUAAAAAGUUAUACUGUGUUUCAGAAUGGGUUUGCAUAUUACAUGUAGACAGUACAUUAUAUGUCUCAGAUAUGACUGUACCAGGGGCAUGUAAAAACUUCACAAUACAUUUUUAAUGAGACAAAAACUGUGUGGGUGCACGGAUUUGUAACAGAAAUCUUAAUCUUUUUCGUCAUGCUUAAGCCCAUUUUCCUACCUACUGUUGUAUGUCUAAAACAGAACAUUUCCUGGAGGAGUUGGAGUUCAUUUUUAAUGUUCACAUGCUGUUAGCACUGGGCUGUUCAGAUACUCUGUUAUAUUUUACAUGGCACUGAUGUAACUUCACAAAAAAAACUUCCAUCUCUAAGACGAUCUUCUGGAACACUUGCGUUAUCAAGUCACCAUUUCAGUAGUUUAGGGACUAGUUAUAUUAGGAAUUUUGCCUUGAAAAAACAUCUACUUAUUCUAUGUAAUGAUGCAUUUUUUGCUUGCAUUCUUUAAAAAUGGCAUGAUUACUGGUUAAGUACUGUACCUGUUAAUCAAUUGUCUUUCCCUCUUGCUACUAUUUUUUUGUCUUCAUUCAGGAAAGAGAUCCUAUUUAAAGUAAUGAGUUACGUGUCUGGAACACUGUUUUAAGGUGUUAAUAAUUUUGCCACUAUAAAUGAGAGUCUUGAAUUGCGGUUGGGGGGGAGAGAUGUCUUUUUGCAUGGUUGUUUGAUUCUGCACAUUCAUAAAACUUAAAAGCAGAAAUUAAUCUCAUGUCUUCAUGUUCCAUUUUUUUCUAAAUUUAUUCAAUAAAAUUCUUAUUACAUGCUGGUUA